This is a messenger RNA of Corticium candelabrum, 2120 nucleotides long. RefSeq lists its product as uncharacterized. Gene Ontology annotation, biological process: myo-inositol transport; transmembrane transport. Lineage: Eukaryota; Metazoa; Porifera; Homoscleromorpha; Homosclerophorida; Plakinidae. Gene Ontology annotation, cellular component: apical plasma membrane. The transcript is spliced from 5 exons. The coding region runs from base 49 to 2034 and encodes 661 amino acids. Gene Ontology annotation, molecular function: myo-inositol:proton symporter activity. The record is from RefSeq and is a predicted model, not a curated record.
GGACGUUGGUAGGGAAACUUUUUUAUAUUUUUCCGUGUCUGUACACCCAUGGAACGACAGGAUACGGGCCUCCCAGCGCCUUCAUAUCUCCAAUCAAGCGGCGAACGUCAACGCCAAUCAGAAAACCUCUUUCUAGACGGCCACAAUAAGAGCUCACUCAACUCAUCAGUCUACGAAACACAAGACGACUCUCAACCCAUGGCCAGCGCGGAUGACGACCUUGUAGAUAAGCCAACAACGGAAGGCAGUUGUCUCAUGGCGACGGCGAGCGGGGAUUUCGGUGGUGAGAGACGCGUCGGCGGGAAGACAGAGAGCGACACGAAGAUGACUCUGUAUCUCUACCUGCUCUCGUUCUUUGCCGCGAUUGGUGGAUUUCUGUUCGGUUAUGAUACGGGCGUCGUGUCUGGCGCCAUGCUGUAUGUGGAUUUGUAUUAUGACGGCUUGACUGACUUACAGCAGGAGAUGAUUGUGAGUGUGACGAUCGGUGCGGCAGCUGUCGGUGCCGCUUUGGGUGGAAAUAUCAAUGAGUGGCUGGGGAGGAAGAAGACGCUCAUUUUGGCGUCGUUUGUGUUUACUGUUGGCGCUGUGUGUAUGGCCUCAUCGCCUCCUAAGUAUUGGCAGGUGCUGUUUGUUGGUCGGCUGAUUGUUGGAAUCGGGAUUGGUUUUGCGUCUAUGACUGUUCCGGUCUAUAUCGCUGAGUGUGCUCCGUCUGGUCUGAGGGGCAAACUUGUCGUUGUCAACAGUUUGUUUAUUACUGGAGGACAAGCUGCAGCAGCGACGAUUGACGGAGCGUUUGGUGGAUUGAGAGAUAGCGGAUGGCGGUAUAUGUUGGGACUGGCUGGUGUUCCUUCUGUUGUCAUGUUUUUUGGCUUCAUGUUUAUGCCAGAAUCUCCACGCUGGCUGCUAAGGAAAGGCCAUCCCGAGCAGGCAAGAGAAACUCUUAGAAAGAUUAGAGGAACACCAAAUGUUGACAAAGAGCUAAUGGAUAUUGAAAAGAUGUUCAAGCAAGAGGAGGAAGAGGAAGGGAAAGAGUCGUUUUGGGCUAAGACGAAAAGGAUGUUUACAACUCCAUCUGUUAGACGAGCUGUUAUUGUUGGUUGCGGACUACAGGCUAUUCAACAGCUGGCGGGCAUCAACACUGUCAUGUACUACUCUGCCACCAUAAUUAGAAUGGCAGGAGAGAAAAACGAACGCAAUGCCCUCUGGUACUCAGCCCUCGUAGCCACAGGAAACAUGGUCUUCACCUCAGUAGGCAUAUGCCUAGUCGAAAGACUCGGUCGACGGAAACUCCUCUUGGCCAGCCUUUUCGGAGUAUUCCUCUGCUUAGGUUUUCUCUCUGGAGGCUUCUGGUACGCAAAGUCUCAAGGCCCACCCGACCUUCGCUUUGCCAACUUCUCAGAAGAUGGAAGCAAAUGUCAAUACCGGAGUUGUGAUACGUGUAUCUUAAACUCCGACUGUGGCUUCUGUUUUCAUAAUGAGUCCUCGAAACCUGUAGAGGGCACGUGUCAACAUAUUUCCAGCGAAACGAAGUUUAAAUCGAGGACAGGCGAUCCAAAUGAAGGUGGUCAGGUCUGCAGUCUAGCGGACGCUCUUAUUUACGAUAACAAAACAACGUGGGCAUUUGACUACUGCCCUGUUAACAACGCGUGGAUCAUCGUCGUCGCUCUUGUCUGUUACAUCGCGGCGUUUGCACCCGGAAUGGGGCCCAUGCCGUGGACCAUUAACUCGGAGAUUUACCCAAAUUGGGCUCGUUCGACCGGCACGUCGUACGCAACUGCGGUCAACUGGAUAUGUAAUCUCGCCAUUUCAAUGUCGUUUCUUACCUUGUCGAACAGCGAGGAUAUCGGUCGACAGGGCGCUUUCCUUAUCUAUGCCUUCUUUGCUCUCUUGGGGUUGAUAUUUGUGUACGCGUUUGUGCCUGAGACGCGGGGGAAGAAGCUGGAAGAAGUGGAGAAGUUGUUUGAGCGGCCGUGGUGUGAGAGGUGUUGUGCGGGGCGUGAUGGGUAUGAACGUCUUGGUGGUGUGGAGACGUGACGAAGUGUGUGUGAACAGAUAGUUUCUUAUGUACAUGCUUUUUGCUUUUUGGUUUAGUAGGGAAAUUAGAUGGUGCAGGCAUUGGA